Verticillium dahliae VdLs.17 is the source of this 792-nucleotide messenger RNA. RefSeq lists its product as uncharacterized. The coding region runs from base 1 to 792 and encodes 263 amino acids. Lineage: Eukaryota; Fungi; Ascomycota; Sordariomycetes; Glomerellales; Plectosphaerellaceae. The transcript is spliced from 3 exons. The record is from RefSeq and is a predicted model, not a curated record.
AUGCUCCUCGUCGUCUCGUCCACUGCGUCGAGACGCCGCUCGCCGAGUGUCUCAUCGUCUCGGUGCCCCUCCUGCUGUCAUCCACAACGAUACAACAAUUUCCUGGGGCUCGGUCCCGGUGGCACGCCGCCUACCUUUCAGGGCUACGCCCGCAUCGCCUGGCUCCGCCUCUGGGCCCUCCGCGAUCCCUUCACCCCGCCCGACCCGGACCCCACACCGGGCCGCCUGCCGACCCGCGGCCGUCUCCUUGUCGGCACCAACUCCGCGCCAAGCAGGACCAGCAGCGUCCACGGCAGCAGCAGCAACAACACCAAUGUGGACGCCCUCCCCUACCGCCCCGGCCCUCGCCCCGUCGUCGCUGGCAUCGCCCCGCAGCGCCAGCUCGACCAGCACGGCGCCAAGCCGCAGCCGCUUCGGCACGGCCCACUUGUGCAUCGAGAAAGCACGGUCUCGGCCUCUUUGCGCGCCACCCCGUCAACGUCACCUGCAACGGCGAAGGUAUGCCACGUCCACGACUCGGACCACUCGCUGCACAUGACGCUGCACCCGGACGACAUUGCCGAGGUGCUGCGCAAGGGCUGGGGCCAGCGCCAUCCGCUCGCACGCAAGGGCUGGUUCGGCGCCAUGCCGGUGCCCGAGGAGUUUCUCAUGGUGUACGCGCCGAGGGACGACCAGGAGCUGCAGAUCGUGUGCAGAAUCAUCGAGGCGGCCAUAUGGUACGUCACUGCCGAGAGUGAACAGAUUGAGGUGCUCUACAGGUCGCGAACCCCCUCCAUCGCCUCUUCCAAAUGA